Messenger RNA from Aplosporella prunicola CBS 121167, 1547 nucleotides. RefSeq lists its product as uncharacterized. Gene Ontology annotation, cellular component: mRNA cleavage and polyadenylation specificity factor complex. Bases 40 to 1116 code for a protein of 358 amino acids. The transcript has 3 exons. The record is from RefSeq and is a predicted model, not a curated record. Gene Ontology annotation, molecular function: RNA binding. NCBI's taxonomy places the organism in Eukaryota, Fungi, Ascomycota, Dothideomycetes, Botryosphaeriales, Aplosporellaceae.
CCUUCGUUGCCCGCAUACACUCACUCACCACACACAAUCAUGGAGGAGGACGACGAUUUCUACGGCGAUGACACCGCCCCGACCACCAAGGCCGAGCCGGUCAAGGACGAGAAGAUGGACGAGUCGCUAGAGGAGGGCGAAGAGGAAGAGGAAGAGAGCGACGACUCUGACAUCGACAUCAUCACCGAGCGCAAAGACGCGCCCGCGCCGGAACCCGCGCCCCGCGGCGCCGGCUCCAGCUUCAACACCAGCUUCAAGACCGAGCCCGCCCGUGCCGCCUCCACCGACACCGCGUCCAAGGCGCACGCGCAGCCGCACGCGCCCGCCGCCCCGGCCAAAGGCGGCGCCCAGCCCGCUGAGCCGCAGAAGCCUGGCUCCAGCUACCCCGAAGUCCGCACCUCGAACAUCGACGUGAACGCGACGCCCGUGUUUGAGCCCGCGGGCAAGCCCAUCACCGAGGUCGACAUUGACGCUGACCUCGCCGAGCACGACAAGCCCUGGCGCCGCCCCGGCGCCGACCAAUCCGACUACUUCAACUACGGCUUCGACGAAUUCACAUGGACGACGUACUGCCUACGCCAAGCGAAUAUGGCGGCGGCACUCAAAGAGCAAAAGGCCGAAAACGCGAAAUUCGAAAUGAUGUUCGGGGGCGGGAUGCCAGGCAUGCCGCCAAUGCCAGGAAUGCCGGGGCUACCAACGGGCCCCUCAGGCGGGAGCAACAGCGGCGGGGGUGGCGGCGGUGGUGGCGGCGGCAACGGCGGCGCAGGCGGGGGCCCGGGAGUUCCUGGCGCGCCGACGGGCCCGGCCGCGCAGACGGGCGGCAUGGGCGCUGCUGGCGGCCCUGGCGCCGCUAUGCCGGCUGGUAUGCCGGGUAUGCCGCCUAUGAACGACGAUAUGAUGCAGCACAUGAUGCAGCAGAUGAUGGCGCAGGGCAUCACGGAUCCCAGCCAGCUGAGCUUCGAGACGUUCAUGCAGGGCAUGCAGGGGAUGCCGGGGGGCAUGCCUGGCGCGCCGCAGGGCCCGGCUGCGCAGCAGGGGGGCGGGUUUGGUGGCGGAGGGGGAUUUGGGCCUCAGGGCGGGUUUGGCGGCAGGGGGAGAGGUGGACGGCGGUGGUAGUGCGGCGUGGUGAGAGUGAUGGGUGCCGAGGGAAAAGGAAAUGGCGUUUGCGGAUGAAUGGAUGCCUCGGCGACAGCAGCGGCAGCGGCGUGCGUGUAAGGUCCACGCGGCUUGACCAUGAAGACGCGAGAAACGUUGGCAUGUAAGAGAUUACGGUUUAGUACGCGACAGUCCAACGCUUUACUUGUUCGAUUGCUCAUUCCGCUUCCACGUCCAUGCUCUCUGAUAUCUCACAAGCUCUGGCUCCACCACACAAAGCUGCGCAAGUGCAGAGCGUGCUGGUAGUCAAGACAGGGGAUAUAGGUAGGUAGGGAGGCAAUACAACACACAACACAAGCCACCCCACAGAGCGAGCGGUGGUCUUAGACACGGCUAAAAUAAACCAUACACACAUUCCCUACAAGCGCCAAAUCAAGGACAAGGACAAGGAC